UUUAUUUAUAGAACAUGUGAAGUAGGUUAAAAAAUUUAUAUAACCAUGCUAUUUAAUUUAUGGACACAAUGAUUGAAUGGACAUAUUUAGAGCUGUUUAUAUUUAUAACUGUGGGGUUAUUUACAUGGCUAUGGAUACGAUCAAGAAGACCAAACAGUUAUCCGCCAGGCCCAACGCCUCUUCCGCUGAUAGGGAACUUUUAUAACAUCUCAGAUGGAGAUUUUCUUAAAGCAGUCCGAGAUCUCAGGAAAAAACAUGGCGAUAUAUUUAGCAUGUCUCUUGGAACCUAUUGGGUUAUUGUCGUCAAUGGUGCAGAUAAUAUUCGUGAAUUGCUCAACUCUAGAGGAGAAAAGAUGCUAGACAGACCACCAAUUUAUAUAUUGAAAUUAAACGACAGUUAUGGUAUCCCGUCAGCAAGCGGAAGAUUAUGGAAAGAACAUAGAACAUUUGCUUUAAACAAAUUAAAGACUUUUGGAUUUGGUAAGCGUAAUUUUGAAUCCAGGAUUUUGGAAGAAGUAGAGGUAUUUUUAGAUUCCCUGAAAGGAUUCAAAGAAAAGCCUGUCGAUUUAAGGGACAUAAUUAACAUAAGUAUAUCCAAUAAUGUUAUGUCAAUUGUGAUUGGACGAAGAUUCGAUUAUGACGAUCCUAAAUUCAAAUAUUACAUUGACCUCUUGGGUCAUAAUUUCAGAAAUUUGGAAGUAGCAGGUGUGUUGGCAUUCUUACCCGAGAUUUUCACCAAAAUACCAGGUGAUCCGUUCGGAGCUCACAAGCUAGACGAUCUUAUUGCUAAAACUAGAGAGUUUUAUAUUAACGAAGUAAAAGAGCACAAGGAACAUUUCGACGAUAACAACAUCAACGAUUUUAUUGAUGCUUUUAUCAAAGAAAUGAGGGAAAGAAAAGACGAAGAGGACACCACUUUUACAGAUAAGCAGCUGACUGCAGUUGUUGGAGACCUUUUCUCAACAGGAACAGAAACCACAUCAACAACAAUCAUGUGGGCAAUCCUAUACCUCAUUCGCAAUAAAUAUAUUCAAGAUAAGAUGCACCAGGAAAUUGUAGACGUUGUCGGACAUUCUCGUUUACCAAAUAUGGCAGACAAACCACACCUACCGUUCUGUGAGGCUGUUAUACUUGAGUCAUUACGAUUAGGAAACAUAGUUCCGUUUGCUAUUCCAUACUAUGUAACUGAGGAUUUCGAGUACAAAGGAUAUAUGUUUCCGAAAGAAGCUAUCAUAUUUCUAAGCAUUGAUUCUGCUUUAUCAAGUGAGGAAACAUUUCCAAACAGCGAUGAAUUUAAUCCGGACCGUUUUAUUGAUGCAGAUGGCAAUCUACAUAGUCAAGAGAAAAUUCUAGCUUUCUCAGCAGGUAGGAGGGUUUGUCUUGGAGAAUCUUUAGCCAGAAUGGAGUUGUUUCUGUAUUUGACGUCAAUGGUGCAGAGAUAUGAGUUUCUUUCACCGGAAGGACAGGAUCCACCCUCUACUAAAGGACACCUAGGUAUAACUCGCACACCAUUACCAUAUGACUGUAGAGCUAUUCUACGUAGCUGACAUUACACACAAUUAAAUGUAGCUCGGAACUGUAGAGAUAUGCUACAUAACUGACGACAAGCAUUGAUUAGAAGGAGACAGAAACUCUGCAAUUCUGAUGCUUAUAUUUAUCAAUGCAAUUUAUCUUAAUUAUAUUAUAAUUUAUCUGAA
Molecule: messenger RNA, 1697 nt
Organism: Mytilus trossulus (common blue mussel)
Lineage: Eukaryota; Metazoa; Mollusca; Bivalvia; Mytilida; Mytilidae
Product: cytochrome P450 2C20-like
Exons: 4
Coding region: 60-1547 (495 amino acids)
Biological process (GO): xenobiotic metabolic process
Cellular component (GO): cytoplasm; intracellular membrane-bounded organelle
Molecular function (GO): oxidoreductase activity, acting on paired donors, with incorporation or reduction of molecular oxygen, reduced flavin or flavoprotein as one donor, and incorporation of one atom of oxygen; iron ion binding; heme binding
Source: RefSeq, a predicted model, not a curated record